Molecule: messenger RNA, 1446 nt
Organism: Electrophorus electricus (electric eel)
Lineage: Eukaryota; Metazoa; Chordata; Actinopteri; Gymnotiformes; Gymnotidae
Gene: hes4
Product: hairy-related 9
Biological process (GO): regulation of DNA-templated transcription
Molecular function (GO): DNA binding; protein dimerization activity
Source: RefSeq, a predicted model, not a curated record
UGGCAGCGGUAGAUUCGAUUUGCCCCUCCGCAGCCCUUGCGCCGCGCACGCUCGUGCACUCACAUGACAAGGCUCACAGACUGUCAGCGACAUAGCCGCGCGGCGGGACCUGCACACUCCCCUGUGAUCUUUAAGACCUUGGCGACGCUCCUCGGCUCGGUCACGCUUUAAACAAGAACCUGCUCCUGUCUUCUCGAACUUUUCUAACGGAAUAUAUCACGGUUUUUUUGUUCGUUUUUCCCCAUCGGACAAGACUUUGAUUUAAAUCAUGCCAGCCGACACUAUGGAGAAGCAGACAGCGUCUCCAAUCGCCGGUGCACCCGCAAGCGGAUCCCAUACUCCGGACAAACCAAAGAAUGCCAGCGAGCACAGAAAGUCUUCAAAGCCUAUCAUGGAGAAACGCCGGAGAGCCAGAAUCAACGAAAGUCUGGGACAACUGAAGACCCUUAUUCUUGAUGCCCUUAAAAAAGAUAGUUCCAGACAUUCUAAACUGGAGAAAGCUGAUAUUCUCGAGAUGACAGUCAAGCAUUUGAGGAACAUGCAGCGCGUUCAGAUGACCGCAGCGAUGUCAACAGAUACAACCGUCCUGAGCAAGUAUCGCGCGGGAUUCAACGAAUGCAUGAACGAGGUGACGCGUUUUCUGUCCACCUGCGAAGGGGUGAAUACAGAGGUCCGGUCUCGGCUCCUCGGCCACCUGUCCAGCUGCCUGGGGCAGAUGAUGGCCAUGAACUACCCGCAGCCGCCGCCGGCGCAGCAGGCGCACCUGGCGCAGCCCCUACACGUGCAGCUCCCGUCCACCCUGCCGGUCAGCGGCGCCUCGGUCACCUCCAAACUCAGCCCGUCGGAAACGGUCUCGCCAAAGGUCUUCGGAGGGUUCCAGCUGGUGCCCGCCACUGAUGGACAGUUCGCGUUUCUUAUUCCCAACCCUGCGUUCCCCUCUGCAACCACCCCGGUCAUUCCGCUCUACGCUAAUGCCGGCGUUCCGGUCGCUGUCAACGCCGGCCCGGUCCAUGCCAGCUCGGCUCCUACGGUUGCGUCCCCGGUCCAGGGGAUGACCUCUUUCGCCGGCGGGUCACAGGCGGUCAGUCCUGUUGGUGUCAGUGCGGGUGUAGAGAGCAGCGAGCCGGUGUGGCGACCGUGGUAGAAGAACUAGACGUCGCUUUUUUUUUCGUUAUGAAGAAAUAAAUGUUAAGUUCCGUUUUAAGGGACUAUGUAUUUAUCUUUCGAUGAUUCAUGUUGAAAUUUAUUGGCCGUUUCCAAAAUUUGGAUUUUGUUUGAUGGAUAUGCUGUAUGCUAAUAUUCAAUAGGAGAAACACACAAAGUACUUUUUUUAUGAAAUAAUUUAGUUUUGUACAAAGUUUGUAAAAGAUUGUUACAUGCCAAAGUGUUGUCAUGUUGAUUGGAUUUUAAUGUUUGAUGAUGAAUAAAUCUGAAAAACGAAACAAA